AUGACAUUGACCCACAACCAAAUCGGUGCCAUAGUCUCAAGCUGCGCAGGCGCGGUCUUGCUAACGACCAUUUCAAUCCUCAUCUUCGUCCACCCAGCCCGACGCUACGCUUUCUCUCGACGCAAGUCUCCUCAUUCCAACACAGCACUCACUACCGAAGACCUAGAAUCCCAACAUCUCUCCAUAAUCGACCCUCGCUUCGCCCUCCUCAGCCAUUUCGAAACCAUCGGUAACCUCGUCAUACCUCCAAACCAUCGUCCUCUUCCCUCUGCAUUAGAUAUCAUUAACCGUGUAGCCAUGGCUAUUGCUUUACCUGCUGGUACAAAGCCCGCGAAUUUGGAAUAUGGAACGAACGAGGAAGCCGAAGAAAAAGAAUCAUGGUCUUCCAUUGAGCGGCAAGACUCGCUUGUCAUGCGUGAAAGUGCUGCUAAAGAACGGAAGACAAUGUCUGAGAAUCAUAUGGAGCAGUUGGAGAAGCUUCAGAAUAUGUUUGCUAUUGAUGAUGGUGAUGGAGAUGAAGAUGAGGAUGAGGAUGAUGCCGAGUCAGCGGAUAUUGAGAUGGAUGUGACUCAUAUUUUGGGUCGGGUAAGGCUAUGA
Molecule: messenger RNA, 597 nt
Organism: Alternaria rosae
Lineage: Eukaryota; Fungi; Ascomycota; Dothideomycetes; Pleosporales; Pleosporaceae
Exons: 1
Coding region: 1-597 (198 amino acids)
Source: RefSeq, a predicted model, not a curated record